AUGGUCAAAGUUGGAUAUUUGGGACCAGCCGGAACGUAUUCGCAUCAGGCCGCGCAGCAAGAGUUCUCCGGGGCCGAGCUGAUACCCCAGAAGUCCAUAGGAGCAUGUUUCGAGAGUAUGCACAAAGCCGAGGUUGAUUAUGCGGUUGUGCCGUUUGAAAACUCGACGAAUGGUCAGGUGGUCUUCACGUAUGAUCUUUUGCGCGAUUGGUUCAUGAAGUGUGGGGAUUCUACUCCUACUCCAAAGUUCAAAGUAGUUGGCGAAUGUUUUGUCUCGAUCCACCACAGUCUGAUCGGAUUUCAGCCAGAUCUGUCCAAAAUUACGAAGGUCUACUCUCAUCCUCAGGUCUGGGGCCAAUGCUCCUCGUUCUUGGAGGGUUUAAACGUUGAACGCAUCGAUACCUCUUCAACUUCGAGGGCAGUCGAGCUCGUGGCCCAAAGCCCGUUGGUGGAACAGAAUGAGAUCGCCGCCAUCGGAUCUUCCGCAGCAUCUAAACUCCAUUCUGUGCCCGUUGUGGUUCCAAGCGUUGAAGACAAUACCUCUAACACUACGCGAUUCCUCGUGCUAGGAACCAAAGACGAAAUCUCACAGACCAGUAUUGACGUGCGAGACAGAAUAACGCUGCUUUCUUUCGUUCUCAAACAUUUCAACGAUAUGGGUUCUUUGAGUCACGUGCUUGAUGUUUUUGCACGUCACAAGGUCAAUUUGGUAUCGAUAACAACCAGACCUGCGAAACUGCUCAAAUGGCAGUAUGUCUUCUUUCUGGAAUGUGUGACCGGAGGUGACGCUUCACAGCUGGAUCCUGUUUAUUCCGAGCUUGGCGAAUUCACCGAGGAACUACGCAUCAUGGGCUGGUUCCCGAGAUCUGUUGAUUACGCUGGAAAAUAA
Molecule: messenger RNA, 888 nt
Organism: Kuraishia capsulata CBS 1993
Lineage: Eukaryota; Fungi; Ascomycota; Pichiomycetes; Pichiales; Pichiaceae
Exons: 2
Coding region: 1-888 (295 amino acids)
Biological process (GO): L-phenylalanine biosynthetic process
Cellular component (GO): cytoplasm
Molecular function (GO): prephenate dehydratase activity; chorismate mutase activity
Source: RefSeq, a predicted model, not a curated record